GCUUACAUAACCUUCGCCACAACAAUAACACAACAAACGGAUGAGAAUACAAGUUUAGUCAAAGCGUAGCGUUUGAAGCGUUAACAGAUUUUUUUUCGUGUUGAAACGUAGUAAAAGUGAAAAUGUCCAUGAAAUUAGAUGCAAUCAUAUUUGGGGCUACCGGAUUUACGGGUCAAAUUGUGGUCGAAAAAGCGCCAGAGGUAUUGGAGAGCCUCACAUGGGGCAUUGCCGGCCGUAAUAAGAGUAAACUGGAAAACGUACUGAGAAAAGCAAGUCAGGCAACUGGGAAAGAUCUGAGUGCGGUGCCAAUUAUCUUGGCAGAUGUGGAGGACCGGAAAUCGAUUGAAGAAAUGGCGAAGAAAUGCAAGAUCGUAAUCAAUUGUUGUGGCCCCUAUCGUUUCUUUGGCGAAGUGGUGGUUAAGGCGUGCAUUGAAGCCGGUACACAUCACGUGGACAUCAGCGGGGAGCCGCAAUACAUAGACGGAAUGCAAGUUAAAUAUCAUGAACUGGCACAGGAGAAGCACGCCUAUGUGAUCUCGGCCUGUGGAUUUGACAGCAUACCCGCCGAAAUGGGCGUGGUGCAUGCAGAGAGAAAUUUUCCAGGUACUGUAAAUUCAUGUGAAAUGUUUUGGGAAAACAUGCUUGAUUACCGCGACAAAGACUCCAAGGCUGUUUUACACGCCGGCACUUGGGAGAGUGCCAUUCAUGCCAUGGCCAACUAUAGGGAACUGCGAAGGUUGCAUCACGCGUUGGAGCACGAGAAGCUGCCAGAUUUGCGACCUAAAUUGAAGUACUGCCCCUUUAUACGCAAAGUCCAAUUUCUCGAUCGCUACUUCUUUGCCAUACACUCCGGCGAUCGUGAUGUCGUAAUGAAUACUCAACGCUUGCGCUAUGUGGACAAUCAGAAGCGUCCAGUGCAGUUCGAAAAUUAUAUUGGUUUCAAUUCCUUUUGGACCACUCUAGUGACACAAAUGAUACUUCUAUUCACCGCUAUAAUGGCGCAAAUUCCUUGCAUGCAACGAAUUCUAAUUAAAAAUCCGAAAUUCUUCACUAGAGGUCUCAUGUCCCACGAGGGACCAGUCGAAGCAAAUCGAGCAACGCAAAAAUUUCAAAUGACUUUUCGCACCAAAGGUUGGGCUGAGGGACAGCCAUUGACCGAGGAACCCAAACAAGAACUUUUAACACGGCUAUCAGCUACUGACCCGUUCUAUGGCAUGACAAGCGUGUCGAUUUUGGUGGCGGCAAAAAUUAUACUAAAGGAGAAUGAUAAAAUGCCCAAGAACGGCGGCGUCAUAUCGCCCGGCUAUGCCUUUGCAAACACCGGCCUCAUUGAGGAAUUGAGUCGUCUGAAGGAUGGCUUGAAAUUUGAGGUAUUGAAGCUAGAGCGCUGAUUUCAAUACAAAAAUAUUUUUUUUGUAUUAAUUACACGGGUACUUGGAGUUUUCUGCAAUAUAUUGUACGCAUUUUACUACUUAUUUUACAAUAAAAUAUCAUAAAUAUCGGCAAUAAA
This is a messenger RNA of Anastrepha obliqua, 1510 nucleotides long. Its product is annotated as saccharopine dehydrogenase-like oxidoreductase. NCBI's taxonomy places the organism in Eukaryota, Metazoa, Arthropoda, Insecta, Diptera, Tephritidae. The transcript is spliced from 7 exons. The record is from RefSeq and is a predicted model, not a curated record. Bases 123 to 1391 code for a protein of 422 amino acids. Gene Ontology annotation, biological process: glycolipid biosynthetic process. Gene Ontology annotation, cellular component: plasma membrane; lipid droplet; mitochondrion.